Messenger RNA from Suhomyces tanzawaensis NRRL Y-17324, 1171 nucleotides. It is a transcript of the gene LYS1, whose product is annotated as saccharopine dehydrogenase (NAD+, L-lysine-forming). The transcript has a single exon. The record is from RefSeq and is a predicted model, not a curated record. Gene Ontology annotation, molecular function: saccharopine dehydrogenase (NAD+, L-lysine-forming) activity. Lineage: Eukaryota; Fungi; Ascomycota; Pichiomycetes; Serinales; Debaryomycetaceae. Gene Ontology annotation, cellular component: cytoplasm. The coding region runs from base 14 to 1126 and encodes 370 amino acids.
AUCACUAUCCACAAUGGCAAACCCAGUUAUCUUACACUUAAGAGCCGAAACCAAGCCCGCAGAGGCCAGAGCAGCCUUGACUCCUACCACCACCAAGCAAUUGCUUGAUGCUGGCUUCCAGGUCUACGUCGAGGAAAGCUCGCAAUCUAUCUUUGACUCUGCCGAAUACGAAAAGGUCGGCGCCACCAUCGUCCCUGAAGGCUCGUGGCCAGAUGCUCCCAAGGACAGAAUCAUCUUUGGCUUGAAGGAAUUGCCUGAAAACGAGACCUUCCCAUUGGUUCACGAACACAUCCAGUUUGCUCAUUGCUACAAGGACCAAGGCGGAUGGCAGGAUGUCUUGAAGAGAUUCCCAGCCGGUAACGGUACCUUGUACGACUUGGAAUUCUUGGAAAACGACCAGGGCAGAAGAGUUGCUGCCUUUGGCUUCUAUGCCGGUUUUGCUGGUGCUGCCAUCGGUGUGGCCGACUGGGCUUUCAAGCAAACCCACCCGGACUCUGAGAACUUGCCUGGUGUCACUCCUUACCCUAACGAGGAGGCUUUGAUUGCCGAUAUCAAGAAGGACUUGGAGGUUGCUGUGCAAAAGAACGGUGGUAAGUACCCAACUGGUUUGGUUAUUGGUGCCUUGGGCAGAUGCGGUUCCGGUGCCGUCGACUUCUUCAAGAAGGUGGGUAUUCCAGACGAGAACAUCCAGAAGUGGGACAUGCAAGAAACCGCCAAGGGUGGUCCUUUCCAAGAAAUCGUCGACAGCGACAUUUUCAUCAAUUGUAUCUACUUGUCUCAACCAAUCCCUCCAUUCAUCAACUACGAGACUUUGAAUAGCGAAUCGAGAAAGUUGAGAACUAUCGUGGACGUUUCUGCUGACACCACCAACCCACACAACCCUAUCCCAGUGUAUGACAUUGCCACUGUUUUCAGUGACCCAACUGUCCCAGUCAAGACCACUGCUGGUCCAAAGUUGUCUGUGUGCUCGAUUGACCACUUGCCUUCCUUGUUGCCUAGAGAGGCCUCCGAGUUCUUCUCUCGUGACUUGAUUCCAUCCUUGUUGGACUUGCCAAACAGAGACUCUGCUCCAACCUGGGUCAGAGCCAAGCAAUUGUUCGACAAGCACGUCGCUAGAUUAAACUGAUUUCAUUUCACACUGUAUAUUAACUAAUGAACGUAAGAUAAGAGA